CUACCAGCAGCGACCCUCGCACACUUUGCCGGUAAUACGGCUACAAUCUUUCACGAACCUUAGUAUACUCUUUACCAAUUCCAUCGUUAACAACAUUUCUACUUCCACAUGGGCACGCCUAGAGCGUAGGUCAACGGACCCUCGCUUGUACAUGGUAUUGACGCCAAAAUUGUAGUAAUCGAUCCACCUUGUACUUGAUCUCCGCGGGAAUGGAUACGGCGGCGCAUCGACUUUUUCUAAGGAAUCAGCUUCGCCCCCUAGGCCGGCUCCUCGCCGCCGUUUUUCAUCUCCCAACCGCGACCGCCGAUGAAGAGCGAGGACUCGCUCCAAAGGAAGGCAUGGAUCUCCCAUGCCGAGGUUGCGCUCUGUGUUGCGAAAUCACAACUUGCCUUAACAUAAUACAUCUGUCUAUAUUUCUCUCAUCUCUGUCCGUAAUCUGUUACUCACACGAUCAAUUUUGCGCGAUCCCGAGCAUUGUUGCCGACCGCAGGCAGAGUCAUCAGAAAGCUCGAACGAAAAUAAUAGCUGUAGAGUCAGAACCUUCCCGAGACAUCGUCCUUCUCAAAGCUGUCUACGCCACACCUUUGGGUGUUGUCCACACCCUGACUACCGCUAAGGAUGUGAAACACAAAAGAUCCGCCUUUGUUAACGAAGCAUGACUUGAAUUUGUACAGCAUUAAUCCAUAGUCAAUGCUAUACUACAUCUAGUACGGAUACACGACAGCAACGCUACGCCGUUUUCAA
Messenger RNA from Dissoconium aciculare CBS 342.82, 744 nucleotides. RefSeq lists its product as uncharacterized. The transcript has 2 exons. Bases 210 to 659 code for a protein of 149 amino acids. NCBI's taxonomy places the organism in Eukaryota, Fungi, Ascomycota, Dothideomycetes, Mycosphaerellales, Dissoconiaceae. The record is from RefSeq and is a predicted model, not a curated record.